Molecule: messenger RNA, 2768 nt
Organism: Schistocerca piceifrons (Central American locust)
Lineage: Eukaryota; Metazoa; Arthropoda; Insecta; Orthoptera; Acrididae
Product: leucine-rich repeat-containing G-protein coupled receptor 5-like
Exons: 9
Coding region: 103-2229 (708 amino acids)
Cellular component (GO): extracellular matrix
Molecular function (GO): protein binding
Source: RefSeq, a predicted model, not a curated record
GCCGCGGCUGCGUCCAGGAAUAGAACGCCCGCUCGCGCCUCUCUGCCUGCCUGCGUACCUGACUGUGCAUCGCGUCGAGUGCGUGAGACUGCUGCUGCAACCAUGAGGAUGGAGCGAGGCGGCCGGGCGCUGUGGCUGGCGCUGCUGCUGGGAGCGGCGGGGGCGGUGCCGCGGCAGCCGGCGACGGAGGUGCGCCACGGGCUGGGGCCGCUGGCGCGCGUGCCGCCGCUGGACCAGGGCUGCCCCGAGCCGUGCAGCUGCGCGCCCGUACAGCUGACGGCCGUCUUCGGCCUGAUGCUGUUCGUGCGCCAGGUCGUGAUGAACUGCACGGCCACCGCGCUCACCGCGCUGCCGGGGCCCGUCUUCUACGAGGUGUACGCGCUGCUGCUCUCCCACAACAACAUCACGCAGCUCGGCCCGCACGGAUUCGCCGCCGACAUGCAGGUGUCGGAUUUGCGGGAGCUGGACCUGCGAGACAACGCCAUCCACACCAUAGACGAGGACGCCUUGAAGGGCCUGCACAGCCUGACCAGCAUCGCGCUGGAUCGCAAUAAGAUCCAGACGGUGCCGCCACAGCUCUUCGACGACUGUCCGGAGAUAGAAUACGUGAGCCUGAGCGAGAACCCGCUGAUGCUGCCGGCGUCGGGCCCGUUCUUCAGCGCGCCCACGCUCAGCGUCAUCGACAUCAGCAAGUGCGGCCUGCGCAGCCUGCCGGACGACACCUUCUCCGAGAUGCCCAUGCUGCACGUCAUCUACCUCGCAGACAACCCGCAGAUCGGACAGACGAACAUGAGCGCGCUGUCGCAGCUGGAGCACCUGCACGGGCUGACGCUGAUGCGCAACGAGCGCAUGACGCUGACGGGGCCCGGCCAGCUGUCGGUGCGCGAGCUGGGCGCGUCGGGCGCGUGCCAGGUGCUGGCAGCGCCCCUGGCGGGGCCGCACCUCACCAAGCUGUCGGCGCAGGGCUGCGGGCUGUCCGCGCUGCCCGCCGUCAUGGCGCAGGCGCGGCCCAACCUCGAGAUGCUGCUGCUCGGCAGGAACGCCUUCACCGGCUGGGACGCCUCCACCGACAUGCCCUACCUCGCCGUCCUCGGGCUCGACCUCAACAACAUCACCAGGCUGGAGCCGGCGGUCUUCUCGAGCCUGCCGAGCCUGGGCCUGCUCAACCUGAGCGGCAACGCGCUGCAGGCGCCGGAGCGCGGCCCGCUGCUCGCGUCCGCCAGCCUGCACUCGCUCGACCUGUUCAACUGCUCGCUGCGCCGCCUGCCCGAGGACGCCUUCUCGUCGCUGCCGCAGCUCGUCGCCGUCGACCUGUCGCUCAACGGGCUGUCGCAGCUGCCCGCCAAGCUGUUCCACGACGUCCCGCAGCUGCAGCAGGUGUUCUUGUCAGACAAUGGGCUACAGUCACUGCCAGCAGACCUGUUUGUGAAUAAUCAUCAGUUGCGGCGGUUACAUCUGUCAGGGAAUCCACUUCUGCUGUCUGGUGAAAAGGCCAUGCUCCCAACAGCACCCUCAGUAGUGCUUUUGGAACUGGACCGUAUGGAUCUCACAGGGCUGCAGGCCUCCUGGUUUAACAAUAUGCCACACAUUACCAACCUCAGCCUUGCUGACAAUAAGCUGUCCACUGUUUCGGUAUCUAGUGUUAAGGGACUGGCACACCUGCAACAAAUAAGGCUUACAGGCAACAAGCUGCAGUGUAAUGCUGCAUUGCUACCUUUCUAUGAAUGGACAAAAGAGAAUGCAGUGCAUAUUGUUGCAAAGUGUGCUGAACCACGAGGGAACUGGCAGCUCAUGGAACACCUGCACUUUGAAGAGGAAGAGAAGCACGAACAUGAAAAGCAGAGUGUGAGCACAACUCCAACUUCAGUCACUUCAAGGACCACGAUAGCAGUACCAGGUGUGACACAGUCAACAGUACGCCAGGUGUCGGAAGUGGUGCCAUCACCUGCAAGCAUGGCUGAAUUCUCACAGCAGGCGGUGCAGGCAGCGUCAGUAGGAGGCAGCAGCAACAAUGACAACAACAAGAGCAGUGGCAGCGGAAAUGGUAGCCUUUGGGUUGUGCUACUGGUUGGUGUACUGGUGGGAGGCAUUGCGGGAGCAGUGCUGACUGCUCUGUUUGCCCGCCGCAUACAGUGCCCAUCACGAGCUCCUGGCUUCCUGCACAUCCGUCUCCGUGAUACUGCAUCUGCGGCAGAAGAGUAUGGUGAUGAUGAGCGCCUUGGUUCCUGAGGCUAUUACAUAAUACUACCAAAAUGAUAAAUUUUCAGCAUCAUCCAAAGAGUUGUGAUAAAUUAUGCAGACACUUGUGUGACAAGUGACAUAGAGUCUGACUUGUGAAUUUCAUUUUAAUUCAUGUCACUAAAUUUAUUCAUUCAGACUUCAUGAAUGAAAUAUGGACACUAAAGUAAUUCUGUAUGUACAUAGCUAUGUGUGUGUGUGUGUGUGUGUGUGUGUGUGUGUGUGUGUGUGUGUGUGUAUGUGUGUGUGUGUGUGUGUGAGAGAGAGAGAGAGAGAGAGAGAGAGAGAGAGAGAGAGAGAGAGAGAGAGAGAGAGAGAGAGUGCACAUACAUGUGCACACCUUCACAAAUGUGUAUUCAUGGAUGAGCAGGUCCUAAGUGUGAGUACAAUAAUACAUAAGGUAUGGAAGGGUAAUAUCCAUGAAAUGUUUUGGAAACAGAAAUGAUGAAUGUUAUUGAUUCUUGAGUACAGACCUCCUAGUGUCUAUGAUAGGUGGAAAAUAGUCAAUAUUAACAUAGAUGUAUAUAAAA